Messenger RNA from Microthlaspi erraticum, 1464 nucleotides. The record is from the annotation of a GenBank genome assembly. Lineage: Eukaryota; Viridiplantae; Streptophyta; Magnoliopsida; Brassicales; Brassicaceae.
AUGGAUGAGCAUGCUCAAGAUCGCCGUGAAAUUGCAUUCUUGCACUCCGGCGAGUUUCUCCAGAGAGAUUCCACACCAAAGGAUCAUCAGCCGAGCGAGUCUCCGGUGGAACAUCAUCACAAACCGUCUAUCAAAGAAGUUGAUUUCUUCGCCGCCAAAAGUAACCCGUACGAUCUUGGCCAUGUGAGAACGAUCGUUGAUACUUCCGGAUUUAACGACGAAUUAGUUUUGGUAAAUUCAUGUCUUGGAACAUCAAGAAUUAUCACAGAUGAUGAUGAUGAUGAUAGCAAUGACAAAAACAAACCUCAAAUUAGAAGGCUGAAAUUGGAGCUAGAGAGGCUUCACGAGGAGAAUCACAAGCUGAAGCAUUUAUUAGAUGAGAUAAGUGAGAGUUACAACGACCUCCAAAGUAGAGUUUUGUUGGCGAGACAGGCACAAGUGGAAGGUCUUCAUAAACAACACGAGGAUAUACCUCAAGCUGUUCUAGAGUACAGAAGGCCAACGGAUAUGAACAAUGAAAUCCCGGCCAACACCUUGAAACGACGGUCUCCAGACGACGUGGAUGAUCAUGAUCAGCACCGAAGUUCACCAAAAACUCCAAGAUUAGACCAAAACAAAAGUACUAAUCAUGAAGAACAACAAAACUCUCAUGACCAGACGUUACCUUUUAGAAAAGCUAGGGUUUCCGUUAGAGCUAGAUCCGAUGCCACCACGGUAAAUGACGGAUGUCAAUGGAGAAAAUACGGGCAAAAGAUGGCGAAAGGCAAUCCAUGUCCUCGCGCUUACUAUCGUUGCACCAUGUCCGUUGGAUGUCCUGUCCGUAAACAGGUCCAACGAUGUGCCGAGGAUACAACUAUCUUGACCACAACAUACGAAGGAAACCAUAACCAUCCUCUUCCACCGUCAGCAACCGCCAUGGCCGCAACCACCUCCGCCGCAGCCGCCAUGCUCUUAUCAGGUUCCACAACCAGCAACCUUCACCAAACUCUCUCUACCCCCUCCGCCACGUCAUCAUCUUCCUUCUACCAUAACUUCCCAUACACUUCCACAAUCGCCACACUCUCCGCCUCCGCUCCUUUCCCAACCAUAACUCUAGACCUCACCAACCCUCCUCGACCGCUACAGCCCCAGCCGCAGUUUCUGAGCCAGUACGGUCCCACCGCGUUUUUACCAAACGCUAAUCAAAUUAGGUCAAUGAGCUCUAGUAAUAAUAACAACCCGCACUUGUUAUUACCUAACUUGUUGGCCCCACAAGCACCACCACGUGACAUGGUCGAUUCUGUUAGAGCUGCGAUUGCGAUGGAUCCCAAUUUCACGGCGGCUCUUGCGGCGGCGAUAUCAAACAUUAUCGGAGGAGGUAACGACAAUAACGAUAAUAAUAGUAAUAACAAGGUUGAUAGUAAAAGUGGAGGGAGUAGUAACGGAGAUCUUCAACAGUCGUGCACCACUUUCUCCACCAACUAA